This is a messenger RNA of Nylanderia fulva, 1706 nucleotides long. RefSeq names its product adenosylhomocysteinase (gene Ahcy). Gene Ontology annotation, cellular component: cytosol. Gene Ontology annotation, molecular function: adenosylhomocysteinase activity. NCBI's taxonomy places the organism in Eukaryota, Metazoa, Arthropoda, Insecta, Hymenoptera, Formicidae. Gene Ontology annotation, biological process: L-methionine cycle. The record is from RefSeq and is a predicted model, not a curated record.
GUCUCUUCUUUAGGCAGGCCUUUGGCGAUCUGUCUAUUAAUCUGUGUCCGAAUCUCCGAUCACGUGGCCCGAGCGCUUCAUCAUUGCAUCCUAAGUGCAGGUUAGGUCGCGCAGACACGCGGUACUCGUAUUUCUCCUUCUCUCACUCGACUCGCAGCCACCGAAUCGAACGUACCGCACCGGAGCCGCUCACCAUGUCCAACAAACCCGCGUACAAAGUCGCUGAUCUUACCUUGGCGGAAUGGGGUCGCAAGGAGAUCACCCUGGCGGAGAACGAGAUGCCAGGACUCAUGGCUAUCAGGAAGAAAUAUGGACCAUCGAAGGUGUUAAAAGGAGCACGAAUCGCCGGCUGUCUUCACAUGACUGUACAAACCGCAGUGCUGAUUGAGACUCUGGUAGAACUCGGUGCAGAGGUGCAAUGGUCGUCCUGUAAUAUAUUCAGCACCCAGGAUCAUGCGGCAGCAGCUAUAGCGAAAACCGGAGUACCAGUGUACGCCUGGAAAGGUGAAACCGACGAGGAGUACAUCUGGUGCAUAGAGCAGACCCUCGUCUUCCGGGACGAUAAACCACUCAAUCUGAUUCUCGAUGACGGUGGCGAUCUGACCAACCUCGUGCAUACCAAGUACCCGCAGUAUCUCAAGGAAUGUCGCGGCAUAUCCGAGGAGACCACCACCGGAGUGCAUAAUCUUUAUCGCAUGUUGAAGGAGGGUCUUCUCAAAGUGCCGGCAAUCAACGUUAAUGACUCUGUCACGAAGAGCAAAUUCGACAACUUGUACGGAUGUAGAGAGUCAUUAAUAGACGGCAUCAAGAGAGCGACCGACAUCAUGAUUGCCGGCAAAGUAUGCGUGGUGGCGGGCUACGGAGAUGUCGGCAAAGGAUGCGCGCAGAGUCUCAGAGCUUUCGGAGGUCGCGUUAUUAUCACGGAAAUCGAUCCUAUCAACGCCCUUCAAGCAGCUAUGGAAGGAUAUGAGGUGACGACAAUGGACGAAGCGUCUAUGAAAGGCCAAAUAUACGUGACUACUACAGGAUGUAAGGAUAUCAUAGUGGGUCGACACUUUGUAAAUAUGCCGAAUGACGCCAUCGUCUGCAACAUAGGACACUUCGAUUGUGAGAUCGAUGUUACGUGGCUAGAAAAGAACACUGUUGAAAAGACUAAUAUAAAACCACAAGUGGACAGAUAUAAAUUGGAGAACGGCAGGCACAUUAUUCUACUCGCGGAGGGUCGUUUAGUGAACUUGGGAUGCGCGAUGGGCCACUCGAGCUUCGUCAUGAGCAACUCGUUCACAAAUCAAGUGCUCGCGCAGAUCGAACUCUGGACAAAAUCGAACAAGUAUUCGAUCGGCGUGCACAUGUUGCCGAAGAAGCUGGACGAGGAAGUCGCGGCAUUGCAUCUGAAUCAUCUGGGCGUGAAGUUGACAACUCUAACGUCGGAACAAGCUAAAUAUCUAGACGUGUCUAUUGAAGGGCCUUAUAAACCUAAUCAUUAUCGAUAUUAGUUCGAUUAUUCGCGAGUGAGAAGACUUGCAAUAAAUCAUCGUAUAAUAAAUUGUUUUUGUUACAGUUAUACAAGUGACUUUUUUUAUAAAAUUGAAAUUAACAUCAUCUAUUUUAUACAGUAUUUGACUAAUUAAUGCAUUAAAGCUUGUCUCUCUUUGUAAGAAUCUCCUAUUGAGUCGAGCAAUAAUAAUAAUUUUGUUAAUAUUUAA